GCCACAACAGAAACAGGAGCACAUUCAGGCACACUUGUGGCUGCAUGUGGCAGCCAUUGUUGUUGGCAAAACGCCUUCAGAAGCUCGUAUAUAGUCCAUCCGCUCUGCUAAGAAGCUCUUCUUUUGUCUGCUUGAUUUAGUAUUCUCGUACCCAUUCCCUUGUUUAUCGCCUCGCGAAAGCCGUCAUGCUGGGGUGGUUAGGUCUAGGGCAAGUCCAGCCGGAGUUUCACGCGGACGACUUCUCGCCAGAGGUUGACGUAUCAGGGUUACCAGAUGGAGAUGAGGCCUCGGCGGAGCUGCUCAGCUGUGACGUCUGGAAGGAACCCCUGCCUCUCGGUUCCGAGCGGCUACGGGCGCUGCUGCGGAUCAACAACUUCAGGGACGAGCUGCGGGCUCUGAGGCACCACUUCCUGCACAGCAGGGAGCUUAGGGUGGUGGCGGCAACAUGGAACGUGGCGGGCAUAUCGGACCCGCCUUCCCACCUGGACCUCACAGCCUGGCUCUCCCUGCAGCAGCCUGCCGAUAUCAUCGCCAUAGGCUUCCAGGAGAUAGUCCCCUUGAGCACGGGCAGCGUGCUGGGGAUGGACACGGAGGAGGCAGUGGGGCAAUGGGAGGCCCUAAUUCGCAGACAACUCAACGCCGCCGCUGCCAAGGCUGCUAGAAAAGCCACUGCCAAGGCCAAUGCUGCUUCCAGAGGGUCGAGCAAGGCGGCUGGCGAUGCUUCUGGGGAUGGUGCUGGGGGCACCCCUGGUGGGGAUUCCCCUGGUGGGGUAGCAGGCAGAGCGCGCAGUGGUGGUGUUUCUGGCCCUGAAACAGCAGAGGAGAAGGAUCAAGGGGCAGAGCAGGCAAGGACGGAUGACGGCAGCGGCAGAGCGGGUGACGACGCAAGCAGCGUCAGCAGUAGCGGCGUGCAGGGCAGCGUGAGCAGCAGCAGCAUGCCGGGUAAGGCCACGCCCUCGCUCAGCAGCAGCAGCAGCCUGACCUUCCACAACAGCAGCUUCCGCUCCCUUGACAGCUCUGCAGGAUCCGUUGGCAGCUCCACAAGUCCCAUUGACGCUAGCAUUGCCUCCACUGCCACCGUCCCUGCCAUGCCCCAGUGGGAGCCAGGCGCACUCAAACAAGACGCAGCACCAGCAGAUAAGACCUGCCCGGAUAUGAUCUCCCCGGAUAAGAUAUCGCCUGAGGAUCUGAUCAGCGUGCCGCUCACCCCUGCUGGCCCGACCCUCCCAGAGGAAAGGGAAGACUCGAGCAGAGAUGGGGGGGAUGGGGGGGAUGGGGGAAAUGGGGGAGCGGAUGGGGAGGAGGAGAGGGGGGACGCACUUGAAGGGGAGGGGGGGGAGGCAUGGAAGGCUGGGAAAAGGGAAGGUCGGGGAGGGGUUGAGGGGACGGGAGGGGAAUGGGCGGGAGGGGAAGAGGAGUGGGAGGGAGAGGAGGGGGAGGGGGGGGAGGUGGAGGAGGCGUAUGUGAAGGUGGCUGGGCGGCAGAUGGUGGGCGUGUAUCUCAUGGUGUGGGCGCGCAAGGGGCUGAGGAGGCACAUCCAUGGGGUUAAGGCGAGCACAGUGGGCUGUGGGCUCAUGGGCAUACUGGGGAACAAGGGCAGCGUGGCAGUGAGCAUGACAGUGCACGAGACGUCCUUCGUCUUCAUCUGCGCGCAUCUCAACGCGGGGGAGGAGCGCGCUGAUGCUGCUCGCCGUACCUUUGACUUUGUUGAGAUUCUCCGCCGCACCGGGUUCCCCCGGGAGCUGCCUGAUCCCUGGACUGCCAGACUGGCAGAGAGCAUCACCGAGCAUGACCGCGUGUUCUUCUUCGGCGACCUCAACUACCGCCUGGAGCUGCCGGAUUCGGAGGCCCGCGCGCUGCUGGCGAAGCAGGACUGGGAGGCGCUGCUCAAGCACGACCAGCUGCGCUGGGAGCUCUUAGAAGGCGGGGCCCUACCCGGAUGGCAAGAAGGCCCCAUCUUCUUCGCCCCGACCUACAAGUACGCGGUGGGCAGCAACCGGUACGUGGGUGAGGACGAGGAGGACGGGGAGAAGCGCCGCACGCCUGCGUGGUGCGACCGCGUGCUCUGGUACGACUCGGGGGACGCCACCGGCAGCACGACUUAUGUGAAUGAGAGCAGCAUCAGCAGCAGCAGCAGCGCGGCCUACUCCAGCGACGCCCUGCAGCUGGUGUCAUACUCGCGGGCGGAGCUGCAGCUGUCGGACCAUCGGCCCGUGGCGGCGGUGUUUGCGGUGCAGGUGGAGGUGGUGGAGAGUGAGAGCUUCGACGCCGCUGUGGCGGUGGCGUGCCGACAGCUGGACGAGCGGCAGCAGCUGGCGAUUCCCCACUGCUCGCUCAGCGCCCAUGCAGUUGAUUUCGGAGAGGUCCCCUACGCCUCUGUCAUCCGGCGCACCAUCGAGCUGCACAACCUGGGCACGGUCCCAGCGCAAUUCUCUGUGGCCCCUGCGGGCAGCAGCGACACCUCAGCCCCGGGGCCGGCAGGGGGGUGUGGGGCGUGGGUGGUGGCGGAGCCAGCAGCGGGGGCAGUAGCGCCGGGGCACACGGUGACAGUGAGCCUGCACACGUGGGUGGCCGUGCCGGGCACGCGGGUUGACCAGCUGGUGGAGCGCGGGGGCCUGCUAGAUUUGAUCCUCGUGGUGGCGAUUAAGGGCGGCGGGGAUCUCUUUGUGGCGUGCUCCGGCAACUACGUGCCGUCCUGCUGGGGCUUAAGCGUGGAAGCCCUGGCAGGCCUCAAGGACCCCAUCCGAUCCCUCUCCAUCGACGCCAUCGCCAAGCGCCAGCGCUCCUCCCUCCGCUACAGGCGCGCUGGAACUCCCUCUGCUGCUUCUCCUCACAGCUCCAUCCCAGAAGCAUCUGAGGGGGGCACUGCUGAUGACGAUGCCAUUUCUGCUGCUGUGAACGGGGAGGAUGGGCUGACAACGCUGGGAGCAGGCAAGGGGCUGGGUAGGCCAAGUGAAGGAGCACCAGCAGCAGGAAAUGCGUCCAACGCAUCCCAUGCUUCCAAUGCCUCUGAUGCAUCUGAUGGUGCGUUUGAGGUGCCCAAGGAGGUGGGGCGCAUGCUCUCGUUCCUCCUGGACUCCGGCCACGACAUCUCCUCCGCCUUCGACCCCAUCGCCCUCAGCAUCCCCCUCUCCGUCGACGAGGACGACCUCCGCGCCGCCCGCUACCCCUCCUCGCACUCCACCCCUCACCCUCACUCUCACGCGCGCAGCGCCAGUCUCUCCUCAGACGUGCUCUCUGCCGCUGUCAGCUCUCUCACCUCCACCCCUGAAAGCAGCUUCUCCAGCGACCCUGCAAGCAGCACCAGCGGCAGCAGCAGUUUCGGCAGCAGCGGCAGGAGCAGCAAUGCUUCUCCAGCCGGUGUCCUACCACAGCUGUCUCGCUCGCUCAGUCGAGGCGGGGUGGCGGGGCUCUCCACUGCUGCAGCUCUGGCUGUUGCAGCAGCCGCAGGGGCGGUGGGCGCGGCUGCAGGGGCGGUUGGAGCGGCAGCAGCGGACCUUGCAGCAGGAGGAGCAACAACAACCGCAGCAGCAGUAGGAGGAGGUUCAGGAGGAGCAGGAAGCACAGAAGAAGGUCCGGGGUCGCCUCAAUUCCUCGCGGCCAAGGCAGCAGCGCUGGGUGCCGUGGCACAGGAGCUGCAGAUUGCUCCAAUCCGCCUCGCCCUAGACACGGGCACACCCUUCCCUCCCGAAACCGCCCCCCUCACCAUGGCGCGUGCCCUCGUCUCCUUCCUCCUGGCCCUUCCAGAGCCCAUCAUUCCAACAAGCCUUGGGGAGGAGGUGGCGUGCAGGGAAGGGUGGGUCCGGGGGGCUGCUGCCACGCUGCUGGCUGAGAGGCUGGGGGCAGUGCAGCUGGCGCUGGUGGACUCGCUGCUGGCGCUCAUUCAGGCGCUGAUGCGGAAUCGGAUUGCGAAUCGACUCGCUAUACAUGAGCUGGCUGCCAUCCUGGCGCAUUGCCUCUUCGGCCCUGUCCCUGCUUUCACAAAUGACUCCAUGGGGAUUGCGACCGCAACGGAUGCUGGGAGGAUUAUAAAGCGCCGGAGAAGAUUUAUGCGGUUACUGAUUGAGGAUACCCGUCUUCGCUCCAAGUGAUGGUAUUCAGUGGUUCUACAAACCGCACAAACGUUCUGGCUAUGUGAUCUAACAUGAUAUGUUUGAUGCUAAAUGUGAAUUCUAUGAAACUAUUUGAGAUAUGUGCUGUUGCCAAUGU
Messenger RNA from Closterium sp. NIES-67, 4209 nucleotides. Lineage: Eukaryota; Viridiplantae; Streptophyta; Zygnematophyceae; Desmidiales; Closteriaceae. The record is from the annotation of a GenBank genome assembly.